CGUCUGCUUUUUUUGGUCCUAUUUGAAACUUAAGACCUUUUCUCCUCUCCUCCUCCUCCUGCUUUUUCAUUCUGUCUAUUUUACGUUAUAGGCUAAGCAGUUUCAUUUCAUAAUAGUGAUUGCUGUUACUUACUUUUAUGCCAAAACCCCAAUAAAUUUCUCAUUUACUUAUCUCUCCAAAAACAUCAGCUGAUUUUAGGCCUUUCUUAGCUUUCAACCUCUGCUUCUCAGCUCAAAAUUAGGCCAGAGAAAACAGAUUAAAAAAAUUUAUACUAUGGGAAAGAACAAGUGGAGUAGGGAUGUAGAUCAUGAAGAUGAGAAUAUUCAUCCAGGUUGUAUGUGGGGAUUCAUACAUGCCCUUGGCUACCAUAGUUGGCACUCUCGUGUAAAGAGGAAAUCUCUGCCGCGUAUAAAUGAUGGAAGCAGCCAUAUCAGAAGCAUUAUGGUUAGCCAAGAUCCCAGUGAACUUGAAAUGCUUUUGGAUGAUAAUGAAAGUCAGUUUUUGGUUGAUAAGGGCACCAGAAAAUCAAAGGGGUCUAACAAAAGGUCUCUAAAAGCUAAAAUAAAAGAUUUAAUUGCUGAGGAGAUGCAUAAGGGAAAGAAGAAGUCCAAGCAGAAGAAAUCAGGCUCUUCUGAUCAAUCUAAGUCCCAGAGAACUUAUUCCGUUGAACCUAUCGAACAUGAUCUAAAUGAAACAUGCAGUGACAAGAAGCAUUCUAAUAUUUUGGUUCCCGCGAAUGUGGAGGAUGGAGAAUCACCAGAUAAGAAACGGAUGAAUGCCAUCAAUGUAUAUGAUACUUCCACUGAUAAGAGUGCUCUAAAAUCUCAGCUUAAAGAUCAUGCUGAGUUACUUUUGGAAAUCUUAAGGGAAUCAGAAGCAGGAUAUCAGAAUUUAUCCCGCGUUCAGCUGGCUUCAAAGAAAAGGGCAAGAUUAACUAAGUCAGGAUCAUACCCUGUGUCUCAUUUGUCGCGAAGAACAAACUUCAAACCAAUUAAGCUUGAGGACAAGAAGAAUGAAGUUUGGUCUUCUGCUAAAGGAGAAAGAUUGAUAGGUGUUACUCGGAUGAGAUCUUUGUCUAAUUAUGCAAAGACUCUCUUCACAAGUUUAGGCCUCCUGGAUGAUGAUGGUAGGAACUUGAAGCUAGACAAGUCAUCGAGUUUUGCCUGCCAUAAUACCAAGGGAGCAGUUGAUAAUAGAGAAAAUAAAGUAGGCACAUUCUAUGAAAGCAAGUCAAAUGGAUAUUGUGAGAUUGAUGAAUUUGACAUUAGUAAAAAUACAAUCAUGCACAAGAGAAGUUCCUCUCUAAAUGAGUCAAUGGAUCGAUAUACAAAAUUAUUUGAACAUAAUUUUCAAAAGGAAGUGAACUUGAAUCCCUCCAAGAGUUUGAGAUUGACUAGUGAGUAUGAGAUACCACCAUCAUUGCCAUUUAGAAGGAUCCGUUCUCUAUCUUAUUCCGAAUCUUGUUCUCUUCUACCAAACGCAGUGGCUGGUGAUGCCCAAUUUUCAGAAUGGCUAAUUAAGACCGUAGAGGAGAGAAACUCACAUAUGAGAGCUGAAACUGAGAAAGAAGAGAAGUCGAUGUAUGCCACUGAAGAGGCCGGAUGUAAAAUUGAAAAAGUAGAAGGAGGUGAGGAUAUUAAGACAGUAGAAGCAGAUAAUGGAGAAGUCGAAGAACUUUCAGAGAUCAUCGAUGAAGUAAAGAUGUUCAAAGGAAUCUCCUAUGAAGAACAGGAGAUAAAAUGCAAUGAAUCAGUCACAAAUGAUGUGGUUCCAAAUUCAGUAUUUUGUUCUAAAGAAGAUAUUUCCAGCUAUGCAAAGUUCCAUAUUUCAGAAGGUUUGGUUCUUAAACAGAAUGUUGAUGUCGAUAUUCUAGCAAAAACAGAUCAACAUAGCAAAUCUUACAGGAAGGAAAACGCGGACUUGUUUUAUGUGAGGGAUAUUCUUGAGCAUUCAGGUUUCUCAAGCAAUUUCUUCAAGACAAAAUGGUACUCACAAGCCCAAGUGUUAAACCCUUCAGUAGUUCGAGAACUCGAGUCCUUGUGGCAUGAAGAACAAGAAUGUUGUCUAGGGGAAUUCGACUUCUGCUGUCAUCAUCAACUACUAUUUGAUUUGGUCAAUGAGGUUUUAGUCCAAAUGUAUGAUAAAUCAUUCAUAUACUACCCUAAGGCCUUAUCCUAUAGUUGUCGCGUUCCUCCAUUGCUAGAAAAUCGAAUGAAUGAAGAGGUAUGCAACAAUGUAGGUGCUUUGUUGAGGUUGAAACCGGAGGAAGAAUCAAUUGAUGCCAUUGUGGAUCAAGAUUUGAAAAAGGAUGAUUGUUGGAUGAAUCUUCAGUUAGAAAGUGAAUGUUUAGCACUUGAAGUAGAGGACAUGAUUUUUAAUGAUCUUUUGGAAGAACUAAAAUGUUUUUGAGUAUGCAGGGUUGCUUGUUUUUGGUUUCUCUUGAUUAAUUUAUGUAUAUGAAUUUUGGUUUUGCU
Molecule: messenger RNA, 2475 nt
Organism: Solanum dulcamara
Lineage: Eukaryota; Viridiplantae; Streptophyta; Magnoliopsida; Solanales; Solanaceae
Product: protein TRM32-like
Exons: 5
Coding region: 275-2410 (711 amino acids)
Source: RefSeq, a predicted model, not a curated record